AUGCAUCAACCCACCUCGGCCGUCGGCUUCUCACCGAUUUCGCCCAGCUUCAAUUCGUACUCCACCUCCUCCGACGAAACCCUCGCCGAGAUCGCCGUACGCGUCGUCCAGGAGCUCUCCCUCGGCGACGGCGACGACUCUGCCCUCGACUUCUACUCAUGGGAGGAGCCAGACCAAAACCAGGAAGAAGAAGAAGAAGAAGAUGAAGCUGAAACGACGCCGCAUCAUGGACAGAGCAGCAGCGACGACGAGGAAGAAGAGGAGUUUGAAUUCGCAGUUGUGGGCAGAGAGGCGGUUGCUUCCCCAAUUUCAGCCGACGAGAUCUUCUACAACGGCCAGAUCAGGCCCCUCUACCCGCUAUUCAACACCGAUUUGCUCCUUUUCGACUCUAAAGCGGCGCCGGCGCCGGCGCCCGCGAAGCCUGUACGCGGUCGGCGCCCGCAGCUGAAGAAGCUCUUCAAACAAGAGGAGGGGGGCGACGGUAGCGAUACGGAUUCCUCGGAGGAAUUGGAGGGCCUGCCGGAGGGGACGUACUGCGUGUGGAACCCUAAAAAGCCGGAGACGGCACCGGAGAUUCGCAAGAAGAGCAAGUCCACCGGGAACGAUUCCAAGAGGUGGAAGUUCAGGGACCUGCUUUACCGGAGCCACAGCGACGGUAAGGACUCGUUCGUGUUCCUGGCUCCCAAGAAGGCGGCGGCGGCCGGCGGUGGAGAUAAGAUUAAGGGCGGAGAGAAGGAAUUGAAAGAGGGAGGAGAGAAACAGAAACGGUAUGUGAAGAAAGAUGGAGAGCAACGGCGGCGGCCGUACCGGCAGGACGCGGCGGGGCUCUUCUCCAACAUCAGCGGCGUGAGCCGGAAUCUUCACCCAUUUUGA
This is a messenger RNA of Linum tenue, 873 nucleotides long. NCBI's taxonomy places the organism in Eukaryota, Viridiplantae, Streptophyta, Magnoliopsida, Malpighiales, Linaceae. The record is from the annotation of a GenBank genome assembly.